UCACUUGGGCGAGUUUCCGCUCUUGCGUCCCGGCCGGUGCUCGCUCGGUGCGCGCCCAUGGCGAACGGACUGCCGGUCGUCCUCCUCCUCCUCCUCCUCGUGAUCCUUCUGGCGAAGGUGGAGUCUCCACCAUUGCAAUCCAGUUGUGGUGAUGGAGAAUAUUACCAUUCUGGGAUUUGCUGCAAAAACUGCCCUGCUGGUACCCAUGUUGAUGAACCCUGCAACACGCCACAUACUUUGGGGCACUGUGCAGCCUGCACAGAAGGAGAGGAUUACACAGCUCAUGAAAAUGGUCUCGAUACAUGCCUGCUUUGUGAUGAAUGCAAAUCUGGCACAACGAUGGUGAAGCCUUGUACUGUAAAGAGCAAUGCUGAAUGUCGAUGUAACGACGGAUAUUACUGUCCUCCAGACUGUGAAGAAUGUCUGAAAUGCAAGACAAUGUGUCCAGAAGGCCAGGUAACUGUGCAAAACUGCAAUGCCACGGCAGACAUGGAGUGUGGGCCACCUCCUACAGGAGCUUCUCACGUUGAAUACAUGCCAAUAUUGUACAUUGCCCUAUGUGCUGUUUUCAUUACUGUGAUCGGUAUUGGUCUUUUUUGCAAGAAAUACUGUGUUUCUUGCAGCAAGGAAGAAAAAAGUGUCAAUAAUUAUUUGAACGCUGAUAGCACUGAUGACUUGUUGCCGAGCCGAAAAAACUCAAACACAGAUGCACUCCCUACUGAAAUCCAGGAAGUACACCCAUCUCUUGUUGACCCUGCUUCUGUAUCAAGUUAUUCUGUCUUGCCGGGGAGUAUCAACUUAUCCUUAAGCCAUACAAAGGAAGCCUCUGGGGCUGCUCCUCUGCUACAUUUGACAGACAAGCCCGUCAGCUGCAAUGUGCAGUCAAAUGUGCAGCCAUCUAACACUGAAUGUUCUGCAGUGACUAAGCCUUCUUACGAUGAGCUAAGCGAAAUCUGUGAAGAGCUAACAAAUAAGGUGUUGGUUCGUGACUGGACAACGCUUAUGAGGAAUGCUGGUUUAUCAGAUAAUGAAAUAGACAUAAUAAUCCACGAUUAUCCUUCUGAUGCCCGUGAACAAAAGCAUCGUAUGGUAAAAACUUUAUGUGACAGGUUUGGACCUGAGAAUGCUUUAUGUAAAUUAUUAAAUGGACUACAGCAAGUGAAGCUUACCCAUAUUUAUGAAAAUUUACGGAAUGAAUUAUUAAUCAAGAAUAUAAAAAUUGUAGAAGAUAAAGGCAGAUGUCUCUAUUUUGUAAAAAAUGCAGAACAAAAUCUGUAGAGUACAAUCUGUGCAGCUGUCUUUUAUUGAUACAUAUUGAUUUUUGCUGAGGUAAAAACGCCACACGUGGAAACUAGUUCCAUUUCUUAGAGGUUGGCGUGAUACAUACAUGCUAUGUGUAUCUUAGCAAUAAUUGCUGUACUUGAACAUCUGUGAAAUUGUUCUACUUGAAAGAAACUGGAACGAGUUUUAAAAUUAUCAACUUUUUUGCCAUAUUGAGCCAAGUAAAAAAAUGAAUGUAUACAGCCAUAUAGGAUACAUGUUCAGCAUGAAGGACAAGGUAUAAAUGUGCUUUUUAUUGGAAUGAUGUCCUUUAUCAAAUGUAUGAAUGAAUUCUUAGGGUAACAUCUCAUUGAAAUAACUUGGAUUUUUACUUGAGUUAUGGAAUACGUUUAUAUGCAACUUCUAAGAGGCUGUAAUUUAACAGUUUUUCAUUACAAAAUGAACUCUGUAUAUAAGCUUCUGUAUUAGUAGCCAGUAUGUCCCUGCACUGAAAUGAAUGAUGGGAAACAAAGCAGUUCAGUGUUGGCAGUGCUGUGGCCACAAGAGGUGGCUAGAU
Gekko japonicus is the source of this 1837-nucleotide messenger RNA. RefSeq names its product tumor necrosis factor receptor superfamily member 10A-like. Gene Ontology annotation, biological process: positive regulation of apoptotic process; TRAIL-activated apoptotic signaling pathway. Bases 58 to 1278 code for a protein of 406 amino acids. The transcript has 10 exons. Gene Ontology annotation, molecular function: protein binding. NCBI's taxonomy places the organism in Eukaryota, Metazoa, Chordata, Lepidosauria, Squamata, Gekkonidae. Gene Ontology annotation, cellular component: cell surface; plasma membrane. The record is from RefSeq and is a predicted model, not a curated record.